CAAAUCAUUUCAUUAUAUAUAUAUAGUUCAAGAAACCCCAAAAAAAAAAAAAUAGAGGGAAACCCAUUCAAGAUCUUGUCGUGUGAUCGUGAGAACAAUGGCGAUAACGAAGGUGAAGAUUAUGAACACAACUCACGUGAAACCGAAGAAUCCGCUUGGGAAGAAACAAUGCAAUCUCACGACGUUUGAUCUCCCCUACUUAGCCUUCUACUACAACCAGAAGCUCCUUCUCUACAAGACCGAGAGCAACGUUGUCUUCGACGAGGAUGUCGUGGAGAAACUCAAGGAUGGUUUGCGUUUGGUUCUUGAAGACUUUUACCAACUCGCCGGAAAACUCGCAAAGGACGACGCCGGGGUUUUCCGGGUCGAGUAUGACGCCGACGACGGAGAGAUCGACGGCGUAGAAUUCUCGGUGGCGGCUGCUGAUGACGUCAGCGUGGACGAUCUGACGGGUGAGGAUGGGACGGUGACGCUCAAGGAGUUGGUUCCGUACAAUGGGAUCUUGAACGUGGAAGGACUUCGCAGGCCUCUCCUUGCUGUCCAGGUGACGAAGCUGAAAGAUGGGCUGGCGAUGGGCCUGGCCUUUAACCAUGCCGUCCUGGACGGUACCUCCACGUGGCACUUUAUAAGCUCAUGGGCCGAGCUCUGUCAUGGGGCCCACUCAAUCUCCGCCCAACCCUUCCUCGACCGCAGCAAGGCGCGUAACGUGCGCGUCAACCUCCACCUCUCCCUCCCCAACGGCGACUCCGCCGCCGCAGCGCAGCCGCCGCUCCGCGAGAAGGUCUUCAGGUUCUCCGAAUCCGCUGUCGACACGGUCAAAUCGAGGACCAACGCCUCCGGCUCAGACUCCAAGCCCUUCUCCACCUUUCAGUCCCUCUCCGCCCACAUCUGGCGCCAUGUCACCCUCGCACGCGGCCUCAACCCCGGCGACGUCACUGUCUUCACCGUCUUCGCCGAUUGCCGGCGGCGCGUCGAUCCGCCGAUGCCAGACGAAUAUUUCGGGAAUCUGAUCCAGGCGAUCUUCACGGGGACCGCCGCUGGGCUCCUGGCAACGGAGGGUGGACCGGCGAUUGGCGCCACCGUGAUCCAGAAGGCGAUCGCAGCGCACGACGCGCGAGCGAUCCAAGCGCGGAACGAGGAAUGGGAGAAAUCUCCGAAGAUCUUCCAGUGGAAAGACGCCGGAGCCAACUGCGUCGCCGUCGGGAGCUCGCCGAGGUUCCGGGUAUACGACGUCGAUUUCGGUUGGGGAAAACCGGAAUUCGUACGGAGUGGGUCCAAUAACCGGUUUGACGGUAUGGUUUACCUGUACCAAGGGAAAAGUGGAGGAAGAAGCAUCGAUGUGGAGAUCAGUCUGGAAGCUUCGGUCAUGGAGAAGCUGGAGAAGGACGCAGACUUUCAUCUGAAGAUGACGGAGGAGGGGAAGACGGUGAACGGCAUUGCUUAAGAAUAUUUUAAUAUAAUAAUUGGACAUUAAUAUGGGCUAAUUAGUUAGUUAAUUAACUCAAAAUCUCGUUUUGGGUUUAAUCAGUUAAUUAAUUGAGCCCUUGAUUUAAGCAAUUAGGGUAUUUGCACUUGGGUGACAAUAAUUAUCCUCUUCGUAGGGUGUGAUUAUUAUAAUAUUCGGAGUUGAUGGUGUCUCUCUGGCACCAUUGUGAGUUUUAAAAUUGCAUUCUCAUGGAACUUUUAAUUAGUGGAUUCAUGUAUAUCUCUGCACUCGGAUUUCGAAAUUGUGAUUUGUGGGUUCUAAUUUA
Messenger RNA from Tarenaya hassleriana, 1751 nucleotides. Its product is annotated as BAHD acyltransferase DCR. Bases 98 to 1444 code for a protein of 448 amino acids. The record is from RefSeq and is a predicted model, not a curated record. The transcript is spliced from 2 exons. NCBI's taxonomy places the organism in Eukaryota, Viridiplantae, Streptophyta, Magnoliopsida, Brassicales, Cleomaceae.